Molecule: messenger RNA, 1020 nt
Organism: Carassius carassius (crucian carp)
Lineage: Eukaryota; Metazoa; Chordata; Actinopteri; Cypriniformes; Cyprinidae
Product: calcium channel flower homolog
Exons: 6
Coding region: 323-820 (165 amino acids)
Biological process (GO): vesicle-mediated transport
Cellular component (GO): membrane
Source: RefSeq, a predicted model, not a curated record
CGUAUUGACGCAUUAUUGGCUCCACCCACAAUGCAACGCAGACAAGGGGAACCUCCAAGACAACAGGAGCAAGAGCUCUACUAAAUUAAAGUGACAUUACCCAGAGGAUUAUUUCACUCUUGAGGACACCGAUUCAGCGGCCAGUUUAGACUCGAAGACGAAAUUCGACAGCGAUUCUGAGAGCACACAUUACAAUCGGCUAUACUUUCAAGCCAUUGUUCUCGUCGGGGAAAAAGCGACUCCCUCAGGCCGCCGCUGGUACUACAGCUGCCGGUGAGUUAUUAGUUAGACACCGGGAGUCUGAAUAAUUUAACGGUGGAAAAUGAGCUCGGAGGAAGGGGCAGCUCCAACUAAAACCGGCACAGAUGACGAUGGCAUGUCCUGGUGGUACCGCUGGAUCUGCAAACUGGCCGGUGUCUUGGGUGGCAUAUCAUGUGCAUCAAUGGGCAUCUGGAACUGCGUGACGGUGAAUCCAUUAAACAUCGCGGCUGGAGUUUGGAUGGUGUUGACGGCGUGUGUGUUGUUCCUGUGUGAGGUGCCCUUCUGCUGUCAGUUCGUUGAGUUUGCAAAUGCCAUUGCGGCGCGUGCGGACCGUCUGAAGCCCUGGCAGAAAGCACUGUUUUACUGCGGGAUGGCGUUGUUUCCCGUCUUUCUGAGUUUUUCCAUCACAACUCUGUUUGGGAACGCCAUUGCAUUUUCUACAGGAGUGCUGUAUGGACUCGCAUCACUGGGAAAGAAAGGUGACGCGGUGAGCUACGCCCGAUUGCAGCAUCAAAAACAGGGCGACGAAGAGAAACCGACAGAUGCUUCAGUGCCGUGAAGCUCCUCUCUUCACCUCCUCUACCUCCGUUACGUUCUUUCCCUCUCUUUCCCUUCACGUAACUAGACGCUUUACCUGUCACAGUUUGUUGGGAUGUAUUUAAGCUAACCUUUGACCUCUGACAGCGUGAGUCAGUCAGCACAAAGCAGUUCUCUGGUUGUUAGUGUGGGAUUUAUUUAAUAAAAUAGGUUUUAAGUGAA